This is a messenger RNA of Apus apus (common swift), 4335 nucleotides long. RefSeq names its product midline 2 (gene MID2). The coding region runs from base 108 to 2171 and encodes 687 amino acids. The transcript is spliced from 10 exons. The record is from RefSeq and is a predicted model, not a curated record. Lineage: Eukaryota; Metazoa; Chordata; Aves; Apodiformes; Apodidae. Gene Ontology annotation, molecular function: zinc ion binding; protein binding.
CGCGCCUCCAAGAUGCCCGGGCAGCGGCGGGGCGGCUGCGGCAGCCCGCGGGUACCAGACCACCUUCCCUGGUUUUUGAUGCUGAAUCAGGAUUGUUUUAACUAAAGAUGGAAACACUGGAGUCAGAAUUGACCUGCCCAAUCUGCCUGGAGUUAUUCGAAGACCCUCUCUUGCUGCCCUGUGCCCACAGCCUCUGCUUCAGCUGCGCCCACCGCAUCCUGGUGUCCAGCUGCUCCUCCAGCGAGUCCAUCGAGCCCAUCACCGCCUUCCAGUGCCCCACGUGCCGCUAUGUCAUCUCCCUCAACCAUCGGGGCCUGGAGGGCCUCAAGCGGAAUGUGACCCUGCAGAACAUCAUCGACCGCUUCCAGAAGGCGUCCCUGAGCGGCCCCAACUCCCCCAGCGAGAGCCGCCGCGAGAGGACCUACCGCAACAGCCCGACCAUGUCCGUGGCCGGCGAGAGGAUCGCCUGCCAGUUCUGUGAGCAGGACCCCCCGCGGGACGCCGUGAAGACCUGCAUCACCUGCGAGGUCUCCUACUGCGACCGCUGCCUGCGGGCCACCCACCCCAACAAGAAGCCCUUCACCAGCCACCGCCUGGUGGAGCCGGUGCCCGACGCGCACUUCCGAGGACUCACGUGCUUGGAGCACGAGAACGAGAAGGUGAACAUGUACUGUGUGGCUGACGACCAGCUCAUCUGUGCCUUAUGUAAACUGGUGGGCCGCCACCGGGACCACCAAGUGGCAUCCCUCAGCGACCGCUUUGAGAAGCUGAAGCAAACCCUGGAGACAAAUCUCACCAACCUGGUUAAACGCAACAGUGAACUGGAGAACCAGAUGGCCAAGCUGAUCCAGAUCUGCCAGCAAGUGGAGGUGAACACCGCCAUGCACGAGGCCAAGCUGAUGGAGGAGUGUGAUGAGCUCAUGGAGAUCAUCCGCCAGCGCAAGCAGGUCAUCGCCGUCAAGAUCAAGGAGACCAAGGUGAUGAAGCUGCGGAAGCUGGCCCAGCAGGUCGCUAACUGCCGGCAGUGUCUGGAGCGCUCCACCGUCCUCAUCAACCAGGCAGAGCACAUCCUGAAGGAGAACGACCACGCACGGUUCCUGCAGACGGCCAGGAACGUGGCCGAGAGGGUCGCCAUGGCAACCGCAUCCUCUCAAGUUCUGAUACCAGAUAUCAAUUUUAAUGAUGCCUUUGAAAACUUCGCUUUAGAUUUUUCCAGAGAGAAGAAGCUGCUGGAGGGGCUGGAUUAUCUGACAGCGCCCAACCCGCCGUCGGUGCGCGAGGAGCUCUGCACCGCCUCCCACGACACCAUCACCGUCCACUGGAUCUCGGAGGACGAGUUCAGCGUCAGCUCCUACGAGCUGCAGUACACCAUCUUCACCGGCCAGGCCAACUUCAUCAGUCUGUACAACUCCAUGGACAGCUGGAUGAUCGUCCCCAACAUCAAGCAGAACCACUACACCGUGCACGGGCUGCAGAGCGGCACCCGCUACAUCUUCCUGGUCAAGGCCAUCAACCAGGCGGGCAGCAGGAACAGCGAACCCGCCCGCCUCAAGACAAACAGUCAGCCUUUUAAGCUAGACCCCAAGAUGGCUCACAAGAAGUUGAAGAUCUCCAAUGAUGGGCUGCAGAUGGAGAAGGACGAGAGCUCCUUGAAGAAGAGCCACACACCUGAGAGGUUCAGUGGGACAGGGUGCUACGGCGCGGCAGGCAACGUCUUCAUCGACAGCGGCUGCCACUACUGGGAGGUGGUGGUGGGAUCCUCGACCUGGUACGCCAUCGGCGUGGCUUACAAGUCGGCCCCCAAGAAUGAGUGGAUCGGGAAGAACUCCUCAUCUUGGGUCUUCUCCCGCUGCAACAACAACUUUGUGGUGAGGCACAACAACAAGGAGAUGCUGGUGGAGGUCCACCCCCAGAUGAAGCGCCUCGGCGUCCUCCUGGAUUACGACAACAACGCGCUCUCCUUCUACGACCCGGCCAGCUCCCUCCACCUCCACACCUUCGAAGUCUCCUUCAUCCUACCAGUAUGUCCCACCUUCACCAUCUGGAACAAAUCCUUGAUGAUCCUCUCGGGUCUGCCUGCCCCGGACUUCAUAGAUUACCCAGAGCAGCAGGAGUGUAACUGCAGGCCGCAGGAGUCCCCGUACGUGUCAGGGAUGAAAGCCUGUCACUAGGCUCCCCAGCCCUGCCCGUGCCCCGCCGGUGGGCGCCGGUGGUCGGAGCCAGACGCCGGAAGCUGCCGUGCCAGGGAGCCCGGGACAUUCCAGUGCCCUGGCACCUUCCCACACGCAGCCCGGUGUUGUUUUAAGGGGAAAGAGGAAGAACCUCUGACCGCGGCUGAAAAUAAACUCCCGUUGGCGAGCUCCGCUUGUGUGAGUGCGGCUUGUGCAGCUCCCACCCCCGAGCCGAUCGGCACCUGGAUGGUUUUGUCGUCCCCUGAGGGCUGGAAAGGCUGGGGCAGGUUUUCAGGUGAUCUGAGGCGCUGCUGUGGUUUGGGGGACAUCUUGUGUUUCCCUACAAGGCACAGGUUGGAGCAGGAGGGAUUGGCUUUCUGGAGCCUGCUGGUGGCUUGUCUUGAGAGCCAGGUGGUACCUGAGCUUCACCUUCUGGGGAUGACUUUCCGUUUGGCUGAAGUCUGGUAGCUUCUCUGGUGUGGCAGAGAAUUGCACGGACCCCUCACACUUGGCGAGUGCUGGCAUUGGGUGGGUGGUGGUUACAUGGUGGAUGGUGGUUACACAAUGGAUGGUCUGUGAGAGCGAGGGCGGUGCUGAGGAUGGUCCCACCACCUCUCCCUGAUGCUGCUUCCCAACACUGGAUCUGCCUGGCUGUGCCCGCUACAUGUGGCUGUGCAUAGACCUCCGUGGGUUUCAUGUCUGGUGUCCCUGCAGAAAUAACACACCUCCCUGUGCUUAGCAGAGGAUCAGGUCCUGCCCAAAGAUCUCUGUGCUUUAUGACCCAACAUCUCAAUUUCUUGGCUUGUUCUCCACCUUGGUGUGGGUGUGGAGCCAUCCUGUUUGCUCUGUGUCAAAGGACUGAGUCUGUCCCAGGGGCUCCAGCCCCGGGCUGCUGGGAGCUCUUUAGCUGCCACCAACCACAAGCACCAAGUCCUCUGGCCAAGCUUCAUUGUCACUCUCUGGUCAAAUACACGGCAGGAUGCUGGGAAUGGCGAGGAGGUCAGGCAGCGUGGUGGUUCGUGGUGUUUGAAAAGCCCUGUUUUCUCCUCCGGCUGUGUCGUGGUGGCUCGGUGGCAUUGCAUGGCGACGUCAGGCUGAGGCCUCUGAGCUCUGCCAGCCUUCUCCUUUCGUUUUUUUGGACCCUGCUGAUAGGGAACUACCUCAAAGCCCAGCCUCAGGGGAGGUGGCCAGCUCAGGCACUGGGCUGGUUGAACUCGGUGGGAGCUGCUGGGCCCUGGCCCAAAGUGGGUGCUCCCCACUAGUGACCCAGCCAGGGCACACUGGUCGUGAAGCCUGGUGGUGGCACCUGCCAGCCUGUAGCUUUGUCCAGGGCAGCAUGUGUAGAAAGAGCCCGUUUCUCAGCACAAUGUCCUGCGCUUUAGCUGGGUGACAUUUUUGGUGAGGCUGCAGGAAGGGAGGCUGGUGCCACCUGUGGGGACGGGACCUGCCACCUGCACUGCCACGCCAGCAGCCGCGUCCCUCUGAUCCUGGCCGCUGUCCCCAGGUGCUGGGCAGGGGUGGCAGGACCGCACGUCCCUCCCGAGGGGACAGAGCGGAUCAUUCGCUUCCCCCGCCCCGGCGGCCGGGGGGGGACGUGGCAGGGUCGCGCCUGAUGAAAUUGCACUAACGGCGGUGGGACCCCCUCCCCCGCCGCGUACGUCGGGAGGGCGAAGCGGGAACCCCCGGGGCGCCGCGGGCGGGUCGAGGCUGGGAGCCCUUUCCCCGUCACCCAGAUUUUCCUCUGCUGGCUCUGGGGACGCGAAGCACCCCCCGGUGUCGCUGAGCCCCCCAGCCAGCCGGUCCCCCGGGCUGAACCCGCCUGGUGACUGAUGACGCGGCGGCCCUGGCAGCCAAUCGCGGCCCGCGGGCUCCGCAGCCCUGCGUUAUGAAUGACCGCGUUUCCCACGGCCUUGGGGGGCAGGACACGGGUGGGGGGCCGGGGGGCGGCUGCGGGCUCCUCUGCUCCCGGUGACUCGGCUGUUUGGUCUUGGGAUGUGGUGAAUUCCCAGUUACUGCCCGACUCCUCUGUAACAUCCUUGUCCGGGCUCUGCUCUUGGGGGGCUGUUCUUCCUGCUACGGUUUUUCCCUUUUAUGUUGGAUUUGUUGGUUUGGGUUGGUUUGGGGGGUUUCUUUUCGGUUUUUUUUGCAACUUCUUUGUUAAUGU